CAUCUGCUAAGGAAGUGUUGAAACUGAAUGAAGUAAGAAGUGAAGAUAAAUCGUACGAGAAGCUGACGACUGACGAAUUUUGGACAAGAGAGCCAGAGGAUGUAAUGGGCAAGUCACAUAUACACCAUGCAAGCACUAGCUUCAAUCAAGAAUGGAAGCUUACGUGAAAGAGAAGUAACACAUGAGAAACCUAUAGAUAAACUCAUGUUCAAAAAAAGUAGCGUGCGUGAGAAAGAAGUACUCCUAGGGGAAACCGAAGAAAUUAUAGAUGAGAAUCGUGAUCACAUACUCGCCCUAGGAGUACUAACGGCUGAACAAGGCUUGAAGAGCGUGGCUGUCAAUCGCACACAGGCCAAGCAAGAUUCAACCCAAUAUCAGGCCAAAACAAUACGAGGAUAUAAGAAGAUCAGGCGAAACCAAGACGAGGAUAUAACCGAGCAUGUAGGUUGAGUCCUAGAUAUUCUCCAGCCGCUGUGCCAAAGUUUGGUGAGUGGAGAAGCAAAUCUGCGCCAAGCCACAGAUUUACAAGUACACUAUGGAGAGAACCACUGCGAAAUGAACAUUUCAAGGUGACAGCGAUUUAUUCAAGUAGAGCAGAGAGCAGUGAGAAGGGAAGAGGAACAGUUGCUAAUGAAUUUAGCAAGGUGAAGAGGUUUGAUUUGAGAGGAGUAAAGAGCACCGGGAAGUGAAUAAACUUUGCAAGUCAAUUUUGACACAAACAUUGUAAAGUUUACUAUUUUCUGGUGAUUCUCGCUUCUUCUCUGU
This is a messenger RNA of Camelina sativa (false flax), 765 nucleotides long. The record is from RefSeq and is a predicted model, not a curated record. Lineage: Eukaryota; Viridiplantae; Streptophyta; Magnoliopsida; Brassicales; Brassicaceae.